CUCGCAGACAUACGAUGGUGAAAAAGCCGCAUUCAGCCAUUUUUUUCAAAACAGACAGCAGUCUAGCGAAUAACGUUUAGCUGGGCUUCGCAUAGUUAGCAGCCAGCUUUAGCGCACUAGUCGUGUGGCUUGGUUACAAAAUACGCUUUUAUUCCAGCUGUUAGCGGACUUUGCUUGCAGUUUAUUGUGUCUGAUUUCAUCUCGGCGUCUGCCUGCUCUUCUGAAUAUUCGGAUUUAAAAGCAUACAUACUAAAAAUAAUUAUAAUUUUCAUGCCCGAUUUGGAGCGCUUCAAGCUGACCCAUACAAUGAAUCCUUUAUUAAGUGCCAACGUCUUUCUGCUCCAGCAACAGCAACAACAGCUUCAGCAACAGCAGCAGGCGGCCCAGCAGGACUCCUCGGGUCUGCUGCCGGACCCGGCUCAUGGCGCAGGCGAGCCGGGCUUUCUCUUAAGCGAGCACCAGGGCUUUGCGGCCGACUCCCUCCCGGGGCUCGAUUUGAGCUCCCUGCCGCCCGGGCUCGCUUACUUCCACCUCAACAACCCCCUCUACCGGCCCCCGCCUCCUCCCCCGGCCAUGGCCCUGCGGAACGACCUGGGCUCCAACAUCAGCGUCCUGAAAACGCUCAACCUGCGUUUCCGCUGCUUUCUGGCUAAAGUGCACGAACUGGAGCGGCGGAAUAAGAUUUUGGAGAAGCAGCUGCAGCAGGCGCUGGAAGCCGGCGGCGGGGGAGGGGGCCUGGGCAACGGAGACGGGAGAAGACCGGAGACCAGGGAGCAAGGCGUCCAGACCGGCUUUGUCGGGCCCAUCUCGUUCCGACCCGGCUUGCUCAACUUCCCCAACUCCAACAGCUCGGUCUACCGGGGCCCGAGCGUCUUUACCCCAAGUCUGACCACGGUGCUGACCCUGGAGCCCACGAACCUGAACCCGGACUCGAACUCGAACCCCGAUCCGAACUCCAGGUCGACCUCUGCGGCCGACGGGGCCAACGCCAACACCACUACCACCAGCACCACCAGCAGCAGCAGCAGCAGCACCGGCACCAGUACAGGGACUAGCUGCGGCGUCAACUCCACCACCAACCCGCCGCCCCGGUUCUUGCCCGGGACAAUCUGGUCCUACAACCACACUCGCAAAGUUGGCCCGGGUCUGGAAACCCGGGUCACCGGCCCAGGCGUGUCCUGGGUCCACCCGGACGGAGUCGGGGUUCAAAUCGAUACUAUAACACCCGAGAUCCGUGCCCUGUACAACGUGCUGGCUAAAGUGAAGCGAGAGAGGGACGAGUACAAGCGAAGGUGGGAAGAGGAAUACACAGUGAGAAUGGAGAUGCAGGAGAGAGUCAAUGAGCUACAGGAGGACCUCCAGGAGAGCGAGGCGUGUCAGGACGAGCUGGCCCUCCGUGUUCAGCAGCUGAAGGCUGAGCUGGUCGUCUUCAAGGGGCUGAUGAGCAACAAUCUCUCGGAGUUGGACAGCAAGAUCCAGGAGAAAGCCAUGAAGGUGGACAUGGACAUCUGCCGGCGGAUCGACAUCACGGCCCGGCUGUGCGACGUCGCCCAGCAGAGGAACUGCGAGGACAUGAUCAAGAUCUUCCAGGUCUCCACCCCCCCAUCGACUGUUAACCGCCGCCCCAGAAGGCAGGCCCCCGCCCCCACCACCGCCGAGAUGGACGAACCAGUCAGCUUAUCCGAGAGCGAGGUGGGCGGGGCCAAGGACGAUGAGUACGGCACCUCCUCGGCCAAUCAGAUCAACGAGGAAAUGCAGCGGAUGCUGAACCAGCUGAGGGAGUGUGAGUUCGAGGAUGACUGCGACAGCCUGGCCUGGGAAGAGACCGAGGAGACCCUCCUGCUGUGGGAAGAUUUCCCUGGUUACACCCUGGGGACCGAGACACAGGGGGAGCAGGAGGAGUGUCUGGAAAAGGUGAUUAAGGACACGGAGUCUCUCUUCAAGUCCAGAGAGAGGGAGUAUCAGGAGACCAUUGACCAGAUAGAGCUGGAGUUGGCCAAUGCCAAGAGCGACAUGAACAGACACCUGCAUGAGUACAUGGAGAUGUGCAGCAUGAAGAGAGGCCUGGAUGUCCAGAUGGAGACCUGCCGUCGGCUCAUCACGCAGUCUGGGGACAGAAAGUCUCCCUCCCUUGUGUCCGUGGCCAGUGAGGAGAGCGAGGACUCGGAGAGAGAGAAGAGGAGAGCCCCCCCCCCUGGAGAUGGGAGCCUAUAGGGGCUGUUAUGCCCAAAACUCAUCUCAUUAGCCAUAAUUAAAAGUUCAUCUCGAUAGGAGAGGAGAAUGUGAUGUGUGUCUAAAGAGACCAAGUGUUACACUAAGCUGUCUGUGUAUAGAGAAAUUAAUACAGACCCUAACAUAGACCCUAGAGAUACACCUAACAGAUUAACACAGACUUUAACAUAGACCCUAGAGAGACACCUUAUGUAGAGAUUAACACAAAUCCAGGCAGACUUGAAGCAGUGAUUAACAAAGACUCAAGACACACAUAGGAAUAAUUAUAUAUCUUUGUGGGUAUAACUGAUCAUGGCUUCUCAAAGAAUCUGUACAUACAAUUCUUAAAGGAACAAAAUCUAGCUUGUCCAAAAAAUCAGUUUUGAUUGAACAUUUCAGAACUGGGUGAGCUAUAAUGCAGUAGAAUGUGGGAGGACAGUUUGUCAAUGCAUUUGCUUCCACUUGUACAUUGUAAAUAUUAUCUACAGGCCUUUCUGUCCUUUGGCAUUAAGGCACUAGCUUAUAUUCCUCUGCUCUGUUCUGUGUUCUCUCUCACUGUAUUACUCCAUCUCUGUGUCUGUGAUCACCUGUUAAACACACUAUCAGGACAGGAGACAGUGUGAGAAAGGAGAUCACAGAUAAUCCCUCAGUAAUAAACACACACAGCAGGACAGGAGACACCAUGAGAGGAGAGGACAUCCUUCAUAAGUAAACCCACACAGCAGGACAGGAGACACAGUGAGAGGAGAGGAGAUCACAGAGAAUCCUUCAGUAGUAAACCCACACAACUGGACAGGAGACACAGUGAGAGGAGAGGAGAUCACAGAGAAUCUUUCAGUAAUAAACACACACAACGAGACAGGAGACACAGGAAGUGAAGAUAACAGAAUCCCCAAGCAAUAAACAAGACAGAACAGCAAAGGCAAUGAGUGUAGUAAUUUAAACUUGGUCUAAUUGGUUAAUCUGCAUUUUGUAAAACAUACCUCAAUCAUAGAGAGAUUAACGCAAAUGUUGAUAACUUUACAAUACCUGAAAAAAAGCUGUGGUUACUAUAUCCAGUCAAUUCUGGCGUAAUCCUAUGGUUUUACCUUUAUGUUUGAACCAUUUAAAGAUGGUUUAAGAUGUACCUUAUUGGUACAGCCUUGUAUCUAAAUUAGCUGGGGCCUGUUUGCAGAUCAUGCAGGGCCCCACGCAGAUGCUCACAGAGAAUGUGAGCAUAUGAACUUUCGGGGUGGGGAGCAGUUGUAGAAAAGUGGUCAAUGUCGCUGUGCAUGGAUGGCUUAUUUUGGUUUGGCAGCACAGUUAGUAGGUGCUGCGAUCUCCUUCAACACGAUUUCCAGACUUCUGUCAUUUAGGUGUUCUCUGUAACGCUGCUCACAGGCUUUUAUAAGAUAAUGUGGUGCUGCUAUCUACUAAUACCCAGUUCGCAGGCUUUUAGAAUGGAAUAUGGUGUAGGGGUACUAUUUAAAUGUUGUUUAAAGGCUUUUAGAGAUCUGGUGUAUUUCUGUGCAAAGAUCAAGAUGUUUUUGUUUGCAGUCGCUGCCACCUCGUGGGCAUUCCUGGCAUUGCAUGUGCAUUUAAAAUGGAGCACAGAUGGGAGACUCCCGAGUGGAGUCUCCCAUCGGUGCUUUGGUAAAGAAAAUCAGUUUGGGGGUUGAAGGAGACAGUCGAUCUCUCCCGUGGUCCGCUGCAAGUACAUCCCGAUGAUUGUCUGACCAUGGCAAUACUUGAAUUUUUUUUUUUAACAAUGUGUAUAUGUGUAUAAAUAUGUAUAAAUAUUUCUCUCCCUAUGUAAUGUAAAGUAACGGGUACAGGGAGAGAGAGAGCUCCGUAGCUUAUUUACAAGCUUCCAAAAGGAACUGGCGUUUCUUUGUGAAAGUGUGAGGCUCGGAUAUUAUCACAACGCUACGACGGACAGACCGACAGGCUAGGGAGACGGUGAAGGGACUUUGUCAGGAUGAAGUGCGAGGAGUUGGACAGGCCAGUCCGCGUGAGGAAUCCGGGCUGGGAGGGAUGGACCGACGGCCGUAUCCAGAGGGCGAGAGGCUGGCACGGAGGAGGCAGACGGCGAGGAGACUGCUGGACGCUACCGAUAAAGGCCGAGACGCUGAUGGGGGAGGAAUAGAGACUGAGGGGGCAGGCACGGCCAGCGUGGGGGAGGGAAGGAGCCAGACGCUGACAGAGACACAGAUUCCAACACGGAGCUGGACUGGCAAGGCCGAUGAACUACAUUUAGCGAAACGCGUACAACGAAAAAAUAGUGCUCGUUUUACGACGUCGGGGCCAGAUUUUGGGGUGCGUAGGCCCUGGGCACUUUCACUCCGCAGUGUGCAAAACGAGGGGUGAAAGCCACUUGAAUGACGUCGAUUGACAUGAUGCAGUUCAAACUAUUCGAAUGCUAAACCACGUGAUAUUUCUAGUUCCUAGAACAGCCACUCGAUGGCGGACGAUUAUUGAUGUGGAGCAGCUCGAGUCGAUCGCAGGCGUGUUGUUUCAGCUCGUUUUUCAUUAGUCACUAGUGUUUCCCUCCUUCGUAGGCCCUAAAUAUUUCAUAGGCCCUACGCACUUUGCCAACACUGUGCCUGCAGUGCCUCAUGGGAAAUCCGGCACUGUACAUCGUAAACCGAAUGACUAAUAUUCGAGAGGCCCGCGGUCUGUGUCUCAGGUUGUGACAGGAGACCACACAGUGGGCUGUAGCUCCACUGAGUUUCCUCCCCCAGUAAGAUUAGAAGCUGUUCUGAUUCGGGAAGAUGUGGCAAUUCUGGGAUCGGAUCUGUGAUGUUAGGGAAAAAAUUGUUUUUUUUUCUAAUCCAGGAUUCCAUCUGCUUCUCCCGGGCAGAGAGAAAAGUCAGACAAGCUGAGGGAGUGAGAAUGAGACUGACAGAUUGACAAAGACUGACAGUGACUGACAGCGAGACGGUCUUCUUAUUCAAUAAGAGACAAUGGACUCGUCUAGGACAUUAUAUAUAAACAUCUUGCUUUAAAAAAAAAAAGCUUAAUGCUCAUAUUUUUCAAAGCUAUGCUUGUACAGAAUGCUGUUUGAGAAACUGCACAAAACAAUAUGUAGGUUUAUGAUAAAACAGUAUUAAUCCUCAUAGCCGCGUAUGAUAGUUACAGUUAUGUAGAAACUGAGUAGAUAAGUUUGUGAUUCAGAGAAUGAGAGAGAUUCUCAUAAGGAUAUUAAGCCAUUGAACAUGUCUGGUCUGUUUACCAUAGGAGUCUUCAGCCUGUGUCCCAGAGAGCCCUAAUCUUCCAGCUCCAGGUGUCACAAGGUUCUACAGAUUUCCAGAUCUGUCAGAGUGGUAACUUGAACAGUUAAGGGAACUGUGGUGUUUGGUGUGAAGAUCUUGGGAAACCAGGGUAUCCGCUUCAUGCAGUGUGUUUGGGUGACCUGCUCCAUACUCCCACCACUCUUUGUGUAAAUCUGUAUCUCCAAGAAGUCUAGCCCCCUGGCCCCUUGAGCAAACAUACAGGCUUCAGAGCUGCGUGGCGUUUGUUGUUCCAAAUGAUCGCUGGCUUUGCUGAUGAGGAACAGUUUGAAGUCGCUUAAGACGGGCGAUUUAGCAGUCAGCUAUGGAACAGUCUGCUAGCUCGGGGCUCUCUCGUACAGCAGCUGGGGAUGUUUGGGGAAGUUAACGGCUUUGGAUUGCUGCUCCGUGGCGUGUAAGUUUGUGAAAGGACGCCCGUGCGCCUGCCUCAGAAGGUACGGGCUCGGGCUGAUUGGGUCUUCAUCGCUCUGACAGUGCCACGCAGGUGCCGCAGGUACGACCGGCACUUCUGAGCAGCAGGGGAUCUCUCCUCUGCUGCCGCAUGCUGGAUCACAGCAGUUCCCUAAAAGCAUGCCUCCGUGGAUGGAGCCCCGCAGCUCAAGAUGCAGAGCUGGCUUUUUGAUUGUUAAAAGAUGGGGUGAGGAGUGUGGAGCAGGAGGGUGGGGCAGUCCUGGUCCUGGAGGGAGAUUGUGUCUGCGGGUGGUCCUCGAAACUCGGCGGUUAUGCUCGGAGUUGGCUGGUUGUGGGCUUAACUGGCUCCUCCAAUUUAAGGACCCCUCCAAGCUCUCUCUCUCCACUGCUGGAGCGUGGAGCUUGGAGAGCCCCCUCCAGGACCGGGCACGGCACAGCCCGGGAGGAACUUUUGGCUGCUACCAUACAGCGCGGGUCCUUCGACCGCGUGUUAACUGGAACCAAAAAAAAGGGUUUUCCUGGGUUUUCUUCUUUUUUAAAAAAAAAUUUCAGGCACCGAAAUGCACCCGCCGAGAACGUCUGUACUGUUCUUUGAAGUGUAUGACAAUGGAUAGCUGAACGGCCGGCUUUAUAAAAAACCAAAACAUUAAACAUUACUGUAAGAAUUA
Molecule: messenger RNA, 6559 nt
Organism: Lepisosteus oculatus (spotted gar)
Lineage: Eukaryota; Metazoa; Chordata; Actinopteri; Semionotiformes; Lepisosteidae
Gene: iffo1b
Product: intermediate filament family orphan 1b
Source: RefSeq, a predicted model, not a curated record